ACAGCCAAAGUUCUUGUGUUGCAAAAUUUUUGUCCUCUUAAUAAUGAAAUCUUCAUCCAGCGAGAUGAGGAGGGGUUACCAUGCAUGCCAACGACUCUGCAAGAUUGUCCAAUGAAAUUACGCUAAAUGACGUCAAAUUGAAACACUGUGCUUUAACAAGUACUAAAACAUUCUAAAAAGUCACUCUCUCCUUCCUUGAAAUCUACAAAAUACGAUAGAUACAUGAAAUAUUACUAAAUUUGUGCAAAACCCAACAAAAACACACGAGUCAAAAACGCGGAAGUUUUUCCUCCAGGAAUCAAAUAUGGCGGCACCGAACUCUCGCACCGGUCACGUGACUGUGGGGCAGAUCUCGCGGGAAGGUCCGAGAUUUGCCACGUCUUUUCCUCCAACACGACAGCUCGGAGAGAACUUCAACAUGCCUCUGCGACUUGAUAUCAAGCGUAAGUUGUCGGCGCGGUCGGACCGUGUGAAGUGCGUUGACCUGCACCCCACGGAGCCAUGGAUGCUCGCGGCACUCUACAACGGCAACGUGCACGUCUGGAACGUCGAGUCACAGCAACUGAUCAAGUCAUUCGAGUGCUGUGACCUGCCUGUCCGUGCCUCCAAGUUUGUCCCUCGUAAAAACUGGGUGGUGGCAGGAUGUGAUGACAUGCAGGUCCGAGUGUUUAACUACAACACACUGGAGAGAGUCCACAUCUUCGAGGCCCACUCUGACUAUGUCCGUUCCAUCGCUGUCCACCCCACACAGCCAUACCUGCUCACCAGCAGUGACGACAUGCUGAUCAAGUGCUGGGACUGGGAUAAGAAGUGGGCGUGUAUCCAGGUGUUUGAGGGCCACACCCACUACGUCAUGCAGAUAGUCAUCAACCCAAAGGACAACAACCAGUUUGCCAGCGCAUCUCUGGACAGGACGGUUAAGGUGUGGCAGCUUGGCUCGUCCGCCCCCAACUUUACCCUGGAAGGGCACGAGAAGGGGGUGAACUGCAUCGACUACUACCACGGUGGGGACAAGCCUUACCUGGUCUCAGGGGCUGACGACAGACUGGUCAAGAUAUGGGACUAUCAGAACAAGACGUGUGUGCAGACCCUGGAGGGCCACGCCCAGAACAUCUCCUCUGUCAGCUUCCACCCGGACCUGCCCAUUAUCAUCACAGGGUCCGAGGAUGGAACUGUGCGUAUCUGGCACGCGAGCACCUACCGCCUGGAGAGCACGUUGAACUACGGGCUGGAGCGGGUCUGGGCCAUCGCUAACAUGCGCGGCACCAACAACGUGGCACUGGGGUACGAUGAGGGCAGCAUUCUCAUCAAGUUGGGUCGUGAGGAGCCAGCCAUGUCCAUGGACGCCAACGGGAAAAUCAUCUGGGCAAAACACUCCGAGGUGCAGCAGGCCAACCUCAAGGCCAUCGGAGAUACUGAGAUUAAGGAUGGGGAACGGCUGCCUCUCGCCAUCAAGGACAUGGGCAGCUGUGAGGUGUACCCACAAACUAUACAGCACAACCCUAACGGCAGGUUUGUUGUUGUUUGUGGGGACGGAGAGUACAUCAUCUACACAGCCAUGGCUCUGAGGAACAAAAGCUUCGGUUCCGCGCAGGAGUUCGUCUGGGCUCAGGACUCAAACGAGUAUGCUGUUCGGGAGAACUCCACUACUGUUAAACUCUUCAAAAACUUCAAGGAAAAGAAGUCCUUCAAGCCUGACUUUGGAGCAGAAGGUAUAUUUGGAGGUUUCCUGUUGGGAGUAAAGUCCGCUAAUGGACUGGCCUUCUACGACUGGGAAAACACCGACCUGGUCCGCAGGAUCGAGAUCACACCCAGACAUAUCUUCUGGUCAGAGAACGGUGAGCUGGUGUGCAUCACCACAGACGAGUCUUUCUUCAUCCUGAGCUACUCCGCGGAGAGAGUCUCCAACGCCAUGGCAACCAACGAGGGCGUCACGGAGGAUGGCGUGGAGGAUGCUUUUGAUGUGAUAGGUGAGAUCCAGGAGGUUGUUCGGACAGGCCUGUGGGUGGGAGACUGUUUCAUCUACACCAACUCUGUCAACAGACUCAACUACUACGUGGGAGGGGAGAUCGUCACCAUCUCACACUUAGACAGGACAAUGUACCUUCUCGGCUACAUUCCCAAGGACAACCGGCUGUACCUAGGAGACAAAGAGCUGUCCGUGGUCAGCUACUCUCUGCUGCUGUCCGUACUGGAGUACCAGACAGCUGUGAUGAGGAGAGACUUUGACACAGCAGACAAGGUGCUGCCCACCAUCCCUAAGGAACAGCGCACACGUGUUGCUCACUUCUUAGAGAAACAGGGAUUUAAGCCGCAGGCCCUGGUGGUGACCUGUGACCCCGAGCACAAGUUUGAGCUGGCUCUGCAGCUGGGGGAGCUCAACACAGCAUAUGAACUGGCACAGGAGGCACAGCAUGAGCAGAAGUGGAAGCAGCUAGCGGAGCUGGCCACGUCCAAGUGUCAGUUCUCUCUGGCGCAGGAGUGUCUGCACCACGCACAGGACUUCGGCGGGCUGUUGCUACUGGCAACCUCGUCCGGGAAUGCCGGCAUGGUGGAAAAGCUGGCGAAGAGCGCCGAGACCGCAGGAAAGAACAACGUGGCCUUCAUGUCGUACCUGCUGCAGGGAAAACUUGAGGACUGCCUGGAGCUUCUAAUAAAGACCGAUCGUCUGCCCGAGGCAGCUUUCCUCGCUCGCACAUACCUGCCUAGUCAAGUCUCAAGGUAAUGUCUAUAUGUUUGU
Branchiostoma floridae (Florida lancelet) is the source of this 2740-nucleotide messenger RNA. Its product is annotated as coatomer subunit beta'-like. Gene Ontology annotation, biological process: endoplasmic reticulum to Golgi vesicle-mediated transport; intra-Golgi vesicle-mediated transport; intracellular protein transport. Gene Ontology annotation, molecular function: protein binding; structural molecule activity. The transcript has 20 exons. The coding region runs from base 305 to 2725 and encodes 806 amino acids. The record is from RefSeq and is a predicted model, not a curated record. Gene Ontology annotation, cellular component: COPI vesicle coat. Lineage: Eukaryota; Metazoa; Chordata; Leptocardii; Amphioxiformes; Branchiostomatidae.